This is a messenger RNA of Daldinia caldariorum, 523 nucleotides long. RefSeq lists its product as uncharacterized. The record is from RefSeq and is a predicted model, not a curated record. The annotation marks the transcript as partial. The transcript has a single exon. Lineage: Eukaryota; Fungi; Ascomycota; Sordariomycetes; Xylariales; Hypoxylaceae.
ACCCCCAUACUGAUUGCAGGGAGGGAUAGAACAAAAUAAAACGAAUAUAAUUAUCAAAUUGACGGCCUCAUAUGGAAGUAGUUUUAAUCGCUCUCUGGGGGCUCGAGUUAGGUAAUUGACUCUCAUUCAGCUUCACGUCUCUCGUAACCCGCUUCCUCGCCUGAAAUCAAUGGAUUACCAGCAAGCGCCGAUGCCAUCGUACUCGGCACCACCCUCAGCUUCGGCCCCGCUGCCUUCGGGUCCACCACAAUUGCCGCCAGAUCCUAAGUUUGAACAGCCGGUCUCUACACCUUUCGAGGGAACAGACCUACAAUCGAUAAGGACGGCCUCCGAAUCCUCCCUCGCAGAGUAUGUGUCACAAUACAAGAAGCGACGAUAUGAUGAUCCAGCCAGCGAGCGUCGCCUCCAAGCACAGCAGAGCAUCGUCAUGAGUGACUUGCAGCUAUUGCGGAGCGAAGUAUCGGAUUUAGCCAAGGCGGUCGAGGCACAUAGAUGGCGACGGUGGCUUUUAGGUGGUUUAGUG